UACAAACCGUUCUAAAAUCUAACAAACAUUCUAGCUAGUGACCUGAACGCACCCUUAAUGGACUACUGUUUCACAUGUCAUCAGCUGUCAGGUCAGGAUCCUACAACUACGCGUGUGUGAAACUCAACGAAGAGGUGCAUCAAAAAUAAUCACUUCAUUGAAAAGAAAUGGCGCUGAUAGGAGUGCAGCUGGUGGUUAGCUUGCUGGCUGCUAGCAUAAUGCAGCGAAUGGCUCCACACUGUUCCUUUGCCCGCUGGCUUCUGUGCAAUGGCAGCUUGUUCCGGUUCAAACAUCCCUCUGAGGGAGAGCUGUGUGCCCUGGCAGGAAAACAGGUGCCCAGCAAGCCCAGCAGGAGAGACAGGAGACAGAAUGGAGACACGAAGCCUCUUACAGUGCCGAAAGAUAUCGACCUUAACUUGGAAAAGGCUCCAGUCGGAGUCCUUGAUGCCCUUGUUCUACGAUUCUUCCUGGAGUAUCAGUGGUUGAUUGACUUUGCAGUGUAUGCGAUGGGCGUGUACAUUUUCACUGAGGGCUACUUCUGUGUUGUGGACCCUGCCAAGGAGGUGCACAUUGGGUCUAUCUGGUGUGUGUUAACGGUUUUCUGCUGCUUGAAAACCCUGCACAGCCUGAUGAGCCACUACUUCAAUUCUGAAGAGGGGGGUGAGCGCUCCGUGUGCCUGGCCUUUGGUUUCCUGUCUCUGUUGGUGGCCAUGCUUGUGCUGGUGGUCAGAGAAGACUACCUGGAGUUUGGUCUGGAGCCUGGUUUUAACAGCCUUUUUGACAACCUUGAGGUUUUUGCAAAACAGCAAGGUUUUUCUCAGUGGUCAGUCCCGGUGACCAAACUGACUGUAAAGUUGGGUUUGGCUGCCAUCUGUGCGUUUAUUGGUGCUCUGCUGGCCUUUCCAGGCCUCCGUCUAGCCCAGACCCAUCUGGAUGCAGUUCAGAUUAACUCAGACCGCCCAUUCAUCCAGCUGCUGUUGCACAUGAGUUUCCUGUCUCCUGUGGUGGUGGUUGUGUUGUGGAUCAAACCCAUUGCCCGGGACUUCCUGGGGAACGCUCCCAUGGGAAAGACGUCAGUCACCCUUAUCUCCAGCCCAGUGUUUGACAGUGUGCGCCUGUGGACGGUGGUGGUUCUUUGCUGUCUGAGGCUGGCCCUCACCCGUUACCACCUGCAGGCCUACCUGAACCUGUCCCAGAAGUGGGUGGACCAGAUGAAGAAGGAGGCGGGUCGCAUUGCCGCCAUCGACAUCCAGAGGAAGGUGAGCCGUGUGUUCUGCUACCUGACCAUAGUCACCCUGCAGUACGUGUUGCCUAUUCUGAUUAUCCUGUUCUCCACCUUGGCUCUCAAGGCCCUCGGUGACUUCUCAUGGAGCGGUGCAGAGCAAGCUCCGGGGGUGACACCUGCCCUCGUAAUGCCCACCCCCACCCCUGUCCUGCCAGGGCUGGAGGAGGAUGAGGAGGGCAUGGAGGACUUUGAGGAGGACAUCCAGGUCACAGUUGCCCGUUUGACAGAGGGUUUCUCCGCCCUGCACUCUGUCCUCACCCCCCUCUUCUUCAGAGGCCUCUUCGCCUUCCUCACCUGGUGGGUGGCUGCCUGCCAAGUCAUCAGCAGCCUGUUUGGCAUCUACUUCCACCAGUACCUCAUGCAGAACUGAGGAGGACUACACAGAAAUACACUACCCACAAUCCCUUGCCAACACCAGCCCAGUGUGACUAUGCAGUGUGUUGUAGGCAGGUCUAACUCAACACAACAUAUGGACAGGAUGCGUGUUACUGUAACCAGUGUGGACAGUACUACCACCGUGACUGUCUGGCACUAUAAGGGACAUGCUUUAGAAGGGGGAAUGGUCUCCAUUUGCUGCUAUCACAUUUCACAUUUUAAGCCAGUGUUGACCUUUCAUUUGUCUUCAAACAAUACUAUUAUAUUCUGCAAAUGAAUGGUUUCUAUUAAGACAAAAAGCACUGUACCACUACUUCAAGCCUAGUUUGUGGUCAGACGCCAGUGAAGUGCUUGAUGCUUGUUUUCUUCCUUAGUUCUGCUGAAUACUGUACUAACUGUAAAGAGGCAGUGGAGUUGCAGUCUAUACAACUGUCCAUGAUCAAUCAAUUGCCCAUUCUCCUGAAUUAUUUAAACCCACCUUAAAACAGCACUGAUGAACAGUUACUGUAUUUAUUCAAUGAAGGGAUUCAAUGAGUCUAUAAGUGCCUGGAAACUCAGGGAUUUUCAGUCAAUGAUAAUAUAUACAUACAUACGCUAUCGAUCAAAAGUUUGGGGUCACUUACAUAUUGCCUUGUUUUCCAUGAAAACUUCCAUGAGAUUAGUGUUGAAUAGGAAUUGAAUAGGAAAUAUAACAAAAUGAAUAGGAAAUACAUUGACACGGUUAGAAAUAAGGAUUUUUAAUUGAAAUAAUAAUGGUUGUCAUUUUGGUGAGGUAAUCGGAUUAGAUUUCACCCCGUGCUUCCUGAAGCACCUCCCACAAGUUGGUUUGGCUUGAUGGGCACUUCUUACAUACCUUACGGUCAAGCUGCGCCCACAACUCAAUAGGGUUUAGGAUCCUGUGACUGUUCUGGCCACUCCAUUAAAGACUGAAUACUAGCUGACUGCUUCUUAGUUUGGAGCUGUGCUUUUGGGCAUUGUUCUGUUGUAGGGCAUUAUUCUGUUGUAGGAGGAAAUGGUCUCCAAACGAGCACCGUCCACAGGGCAUGGUGUUGCAAAAUGGAGUAAUGUCCUUCCUUCAAGAUCCCUUUUAACCUCUACAAAUCUCCCCCUUCACCACCUCCAAGCACCCCCAGACCAACACAUUGCUUCCACCAUGCUUGACAGAUGAUGUCAAGCACUCCCCCAGCAUCUUCAUUUGGUCUGGGUCUGACAUACUCUUUGUGAUCCAAACACCUCAAUCCUAGAUUCGUCUGUCCAUAACACCUUUUUUCCAAUCUGUGUUCUUUUGGCCAUCUUAAUCUUUUCUUUUUAUUGGCCAAUCUGAGAUAUGGCCUUUGAUUUGCAACUCUGCCUGGAAAGUCUGCAUCCCGGAGUUGCCUCUUCACUGUUGACAUUGAGACAAGUGUUUUGCGGGUACUAUUUAAUGAAACUGCCAGUUGUGCCACCUGUGAGGUGUCUGUUUCUCAAACUAGACACUCCUGUAUAUUUCUUACCCCGUUAUUCGCUGGGGCCACCUCUUUUUAUUCUGGUUAGAGCCAGUUUGCAGUGUUCUGUAGGGAGUAGUACGCAGCUUUGUACAAAAUCUAUAAUUUCUUGGCAGUUUUUCACAUGGAAUAGCCAUCAUUUCUCACAACAAGAUUAGACUGAUGAGUUUCAAAAUAAAGUUAUUUGUUUCUGGCCAUUUUUAGCAUGUAAUCGCACCCCACAUUUUGCUGAUGCUCCAGAUAUUCAACUAGUCUAAAGAAGGCCAUUGCUUCUUUAAUCAGCACAGUAACAGUUUUCAUAUGUGCUACAAUUGCAAAAGGAUUUUCUAAUGAUCGCUUAGACUUUUAAAAUGAUAAACCUGGAUUAGCAAAGACAACAUGCCAUUAGAAUACAGGACUGAUAGUUGCUGAUUAUGGACCACUACUCCUAUGUUAAUAUUCUAUUAACAAUCAGCCGUUUCCAGCUAUAAUAGUCAUUUACAACAUUAACAAUACACUGUAUUUCAAUUUGAUUAAUUUAAUGGACAACAAAUUACAGUAGCUUUUCUUUCGAAAACAAGGACAUUUCUAAGUGACCCCAAACUUUGUAACAGUAGUGUAUAUUUUCCUUUUUUUGGCAGGUGUCUGUAGCAUUGAUUUAAGACUCCAGCCCAGCCUGAAUUUGGUCAACCUUAAUGUACCUGUAUUUGCAAUUAUGUCUCAGUCCUUUUCGCUGCCAAACAAUCAUGUAAACUAAGAUAUAGUCUUCGAGCAAAUCUCCCUAAACGUAAACAUGGGUGCUGAUUGUAGUUUUAACUUUUUGUUUUUUAAUAUUUUUGUGCCCUAUUGCCGCAGCACAUGCUGUUUUAGAAAGGUGCAGGUGUCGAUGCUGGUGUACCAUUGGGCCAUUUUGUUUGUGGAAUGUGUGAUUUGUUUAAUUAUUUUUAAUGUUUGCUAAUCAUUUAUGAAAAAUUUAAGACUUAUGAAUGCAUGUUGUGAAUUUUUUGUUGGAUGCAAAUGAUUUGUGUGUGCCUACUGGUUUAAUAAAAUGAGUUUAACAUUUUCAA
Messenger RNA from Esox lucius (northern pike), 4190 nucleotides. It is a transcript of the gene tmem161a, whose product is annotated as transmembrane protein 161A. NCBI's taxonomy places the organism in Eukaryota, Metazoa, Chordata, Actinopteri, Esociformes, Esocidae. The record is from RefSeq and is a predicted model, not a curated record. The transcript has 12 exons. The coding region runs from base 168 to 1655 and encodes 495 amino acids.